AUGUCUUCUCCAUGUUUAAGUGGAGGUGGUAGAACCUAUGGAUUUGAUUUAGAAAUAGUCAAGUCCUCAUCUACUUCUUCAACAAGAACAUCACAGACAUCUUCACCGUCUUCAACUAUCUCUGAAUCUAGCAAUUCCCCAUUAGCAAUCUCCACAAGAAAAUCAAGAACUCCUAGAAAAAGGCCUAAUCAAACUUACAAUGAAGCAGCUGCCCUUCUUUCCACUGCCUAUCCAAACAUUUUCUCCGCCAAACACCUCACAAAAUCUAGCAAAUUCACCAAACCCCAUGACAACAGUCUCCUCCUUGACCAAUCCCCUGACUUGUUAUUGCCUUUUCGCGUCUUCGACAACUCUGGAUUCCUACUCCACCAACCAAUCCAAGAAAAACCCAGUUUUGGAAACGAGUCAAAAGUUGCGAGCUUUAGAGAUAAGUCCACUUGCCAGAGCAGUGGGGAAGUUGAUUUCCAUGGGAAUUCAGUGGAAUUGUGUGAUGGAUUCGAUGAGGACUUCGACGCAGAAUCAAUUCUUGAUGAGGAAAUUGAAGAGGGUAUCGAUAGUAUCAUGGGGAAUUUAAGUGUAAGCAAUGAAAUGGUUGAUGAGGUGCCUAAUGGCAUUAGUUCUAGUGAUGCUCAUGGUGGUGGUCAAAUGAAUUCUUGGUAUGGGAAUGGGAAUUCAACGGGAUAUAAUUUUGGCGGGAAAUCGCAAUAUGGUCAUGGAAUUGCAAUAAGAAGAGGUGUUAGAGCUUUGAGACAUGUUGAUGAAGGAAAUUGGUGGAAUUAUCCCAUUGUUGAUAUGUUACAAAUCUCUCCAAGACUCACCACCACCUCCACCGCCGCCACUGCCACGGCCACAAAUGCCAAUGGCAACAAGGGUCCAGAUUGCAAUUCAAUUCCAAAGCCGAAGCCAAAACCAAAGUUGAAAAUGAAAUCCAAUUCGAGCAGCGAAAAGAAGAAAAAGAAAGUGGAGAAAGUAGAGAAACCGGAUGCAGUGGAAUUGAAGAUUGUGGAAAUGGCAGAGGAAAAUCAAAUCAAGGAGGAUUCAAUUCCACGGACCAAUCAUGGGUUGAAAUUGAAAUUGAAUUACGACACCGUUUUGAACGUGUGGUCCGACCGUGGUUCGCCAUUUUCCGACGAAACUAUGGGGUGUGCUGAAGGAAAUGAUGUCUCUGCCAGGCUGGCACAAAUUGAUUUGUUCUCAGAGAAUGGAAUGAGGGAAGCUAGCGUGCUGCGCUACAAAGAAAAGCGCCGUACACGCCUUUUCUCUAAGAAGAUCAGGUACCAGGUCAGAAAAGUCAACGCUGAUCAACGGCCCAGAAUGAAGGGUAGAUUUGUGAGAAGGGCAAACUCAAGCACAAGUAGUGAUGAACAAGAGGAGAGGAAAAAGAAGACUUUUAAAUUGUGA
Dovyalis caffra is the source of this 1401-nucleotide messenger RNA. The record is from the annotation of a GenBank genome assembly. Lineage: Eukaryota; Viridiplantae; Streptophyta; Magnoliopsida; Malpighiales; Salicaceae.